AUGUCCUCCUUGACUACCAUUCGUCUCAUACUCCUCAUAGCCAUUCUUCUUCUUCUUGAAGUCCACUAUGUGAGAUCGCAAGACUCACAGCCCGGUGGGCCGACGAUGCCCAACAUCGCGCCAAACUGCAACGCCUUCCACACGGUCGAAGCGGGCGAAUCCUGCUGGUCUAUCUCAACCAAAUACGGUAUCUCGCUUGAUGACUUCUUUGCGUGGAACCCUGAUGUGUCACCGGACUGCGCAACGAACUUUUGGGGAGGUUAUGCAUAUUGUGUUGGAGUAGGCGAUAUACCCUCCUCGAUGGUGACCACUGGCUCAACUGAGCUGCCUUCUUCCUCUUCGAGCAUCAGUAUAACCACCACCACCACCACCCGCGGAAGCAGCAGCAGCGCUGAGCCUUCAAACACGGAGCCAUACUCAACUCGCUACCCUAUUACGGAUUGGAAUAUCACCGCCACAACCACUGAAACCGCUUUUCCUCCCAAGAGAACCCAACCUGGGCAACCUGUGGACUGCACGGACUGGCAUUUAGUGUCUACUGCAGAUACAUGCGACAAUAUCGCAGGCAGCAGCUCGUGGCUGACCAAGGAAAAACUUCUCGAGUGGAAUCCGACGCUAGGCGUGGAUUGCUCUGGACUUUUCGUUGGGUGGUGGGUAUGUGUCAUGGUCCGGCCCCGAACAACAGAGACCUUUACUUGGAUCACCGCCGAUACCCCAGCAGAUGUUCCAACGCUGACAGGAGAGUACACACCGACGCCGUUUCCAUCCGUCAAUUCAAGCUUCACGGCAUCACCCACUCAAUCAGGCAUCGUUCCUGGCUGUUUAUCAUUCUAUUACUCAAAACCUGGGACCACCUGUCGAGAUAUUGUCGAUGGACAUUACGUGACAAAGGAAGAUUUCUUCAAAUGGAACCCCGCUCUGAACAACAACUGCGACGGCCUCUGGGCCGGCUAUUGGUACUGCGUGGUUGGCCCCAAAGGUAUCACAGCAUUGCCGCCUACCGUCACAAUAGCACCAACUGGCCUUCCUCCUGGACAAAACCCAGAGUGUAAAAGCUGGUAUAAGCGCAACGGCGAGACGUGUGAGGAGAUUGUCGGCUUAUUUGGCACUUUCUCACAAACAGAAUUCAGUAACUGGAACCCAAGCAUUCAAUCAGAUUGUUCCGGCCUCGUUGAUGGGAAAUGGUAUUGUGUGAGCAUUCCUGGCACACCAACUACACGCACGGAAGCCGGUUCAACCACGGAAUGGCCAGAAACACCAACCCAAAGUGGAAUUGCAACGAACUGCAGCAAAUUAUGGCUUGUUGGAGUUCACGACACUUGUUUGUCUAUUGCAAACUUCAACGGAAUAACCGAAAUUCAAUUUCUAGGUUGGAAUCCAGCGGUUGGGACAAGUAAAUGCGAUAACCUCCCACUCAACUUCUAUGUUUGCGUCGCAGUUGAUAAUGGAGACUUAUCGGCCGCUGCCACCAAGACGACCACCGAGUCGUCGCCAUAG
Molecule: messenger RNA, 1497 nt
Organism: Uncinocarpus reesii 1704
Lineage: Eukaryota; Fungi; Ascomycota; Eurotiomycetes; Onygenales; Onygenaceae
Exons: 4
Coding region: 1-1497 (498 amino acids)
Source: RefSeq, a predicted model, not a curated record